AUGAGCAACACGGUUGCGGAUGUGGCAGCGCUGGCCGCGCAGGCGGCACAGCGGCGGGUUGAGCGCAUGGGCUCGAUCGAGCACCGCACCGUGGUGGUGGCAGACCAUCGCGAGGUCGUGCGGAGGGUUCGCGAGGUGCUGGCUCCUGAAGUGAAGGCUGGGCGCGAGCUCGGCGCCGAGCUGAGGCAAAGGCUCGCCGGCCGGGAGGCCCGGCAACGCGCGCGAGACGCGCAGGCACAUGCGCGCGCCCAGGCCCUCGCCGACAUGGACCGCGCCUCGUGGCGGGUCGUCGCGGCCGCCGCCGAGGUCGUCCGCAGGCUCUGCAUCACGGUCUCGCCGACCGGCGCCCCGAACGGCGCCGCGGCCGCCCGUCCGCUUCUGGCGGACGUGUUUGCCAGCGCUGCCAGCGCAGUGUACGCCACCGCCGCGCCGCACGCGCCCGCGGGGGCGCCGCUGGGGUCCAUGGACGCACGGCGGCUCGGCGAGGCGCUCGGCUCGGCCGCCGCGGAGACCGCGCGGCUGCACGCGGCGGCGUCGGGCGUGCGCGGCGCAGGGUGCGGCGUGGGCGAGGCGGUGGGGACGCUGGCGCAGGCCGGGCAGCUGUGUCGGUCUGGCUGCGGGCUGAGCUCGGUGCAGCUGCUGCAGGUGUCCCUCGGGGCGCUGCGCCUGCGGGCGGCGCAGCUCCGGGUGCUGCUUGCGGCGGGCGUGCUUGCAUGGUGCGCCGCCGAGGUGGCGGGGGGGCCGGCGCGGCGGCGGCGGCGCAGCGCGGCGCUCGCGGACGGCACGCAGCUGUCGCUGGCGGAGAUGGUCGCGAGCGCGCUCGCACCGGCGCUGGGGUGCGCGGGGGAGGAGCUCGACACAGCCCUCGCCCUGUUCUGCGACCACGAGGCGGUGGCGUGGCUCGUGCGGUCGCACAGGAGCGUCCUCGGCGCGGAAAUCGAGCUGCUCGUCGCGCCCGUCGCCGCAGCGCUCCUGCGCCCCGCGGCCGCGAGCCCUGCGCAGCGCCCCCGGCGCGCCAAGAGCGGCGAGCGGGGCGCGGAGGCCGCGUCGCCGGCGCCGGCGUGGGCGCGCGCGGUGCUGGACGCGGCGCCGGCCACGCCGCACCCCGCCCCGCGACGCUCGCACGGCGCCGACGGGUCGGAAUGCAACGACUACGUGUCGGAGGGCGGCGACGACUUGUCGGGCCUGCUCAGCGACGACGAGGUGGCGCGGAUAUUCAAGCAACCGUCCACGGCGCCGACGUCGACGAUAGCAGCCCUCGCGGCGUACCAGGCGGGCUCCCCUGCGCGCCAGCCUGCCAGGGGGGUGUUUGGCGGCGCCGCUGUCAGCCCGCGGGGGUCCACUGCGGCGGGCGGCGGGGACGAGGAGGCGGCGGGGCAGGCGAUCGCGGUCACGGUGCGCCGGGACGCGGGCGCCGCGGGCGACGGCGGGCAUGACGACGACGACGUCAGCAGCGUCGCAGGGUGGUCUGCCGGUUCUGCACCGGCGGCGCCGAGCGUGCCCGCGCUGGACGAGGGGGAGCGCGGCAGCGUGCCGUCCGUGCACGGCGACGGGGCCUCUGCGGCGGCGGACGGAGAGCUGCGCAGGACACCUCCACCGCACCCGGGUCUGGCAGGACGCAAGCGCAGCAGCCGGCACGUGAUCCUCGUCCCGCAGGAGGCGUCCCCGGCGCCCAACACCGGCGUGGCGGUGAUCCGCCCCAAGGCCCACAUGGACGUGGGCGAAGAGAAGCGCCGUGUGCGCCGACAGCUCGACCUCACCGCCGAGGCCCUGCAGGCGCGCCGGCGACCCGACGCGCGGCCCGGGGGCGGCAGGAAGACCUCCAAGCCGAAGAAGCUGGUCAAGGAGGACAAGCCCCCGUGGCGGCCGCACAAGGUGUCGUCGCUGUACGCGUUUGGGGUCGACAUCUGGCGGCCGGACAAGGACGCGGCGCGGCGGCGCCUUGCGCGGCGGCGCGCGCGGCGUGCGACCAAGGAGGCCAUCAAGGAGCAGUACCGCUGGGCGCACGUGCGGCCACAGGUGGCCGCGGCGCAGGAGGGGGUCAAGGGCGCGCGGACGACGCCAGGGUCGCCGCGGCACGCGUCGCCGCUCGCGCGCCGGGCGAGCUUCGGGGACGCUGGCGCGGACGAUGCGCCCGUGCUGGGCCUGGCUGGGGCGGGCGACGCGGCGCAGGAGGGCGGCGUGGAGGGGGCACUGGUGGGCGACGGACGCGGCGCCGGAGGGCCGAUGACGUGGCGCGUGGGGAGCCGUGUUAGCGGGGAUGGGUUCGAGAUUCCGGAAGAUGGGGCGGCGGGCGGCCUGGACGCCGAGGGCGCGGAGGGGGGGAGUCCGCACACUCCCCGCAGUCCCCGGCGGCGGCGGGCGGCGGGGCACGCGCGCAGGUCCGCAGACGGGGGGCGGGAAGCAGCGCCGCAGCGUGAGCUGGACGGUAGCAGCCAGGACGCGGCGACGGGCGGCGCGGAGGGCGCGAGCGUGCGCGAGCGUGCGGCCAUCUUUGGCCAAGUGGCCACGCCAGCGUCCAGCCGGGCAGCGGCGCCGGCGGGCUCCGGGCGGACGGGCACGGCGACGAAGGCCACGGGGAGCCCAGGCACGGCGUCGGUGGGGAGCGCGGUGCCGGGGGGAGGGAGUGAAGACGCACAGACGCAGGGGGGGGCGUCGGUGGACGCCCCCACCCCUGCCGAGCGCCCUCAGACGGCGGCGUCGUCGUCGUGCGCGUACUCGGUGUCGCGAUCGGUGCAGUCGGCGGACCGCCCAGCCGGCUGGGGCCUACAGUCGCUUCUGAGCCGGACGGGGGGCGCUGACGUUGUCCCGCCGUCGGCAGACAAGCGCAAUGCACGUCUGGAGCGCUACGCGAUCGGGAGGGGCGUCGCAGACCCGGCAGUGUCCGCGGGCCAGUCCCCGUCGUCCACCCCAGCGUCGCGCAGCCACCACGACGCCCCGUCGGCCCCCGCCGAAGACUCCCCCCCUCCUGACACUGAUUCCAAGUCCGCCGAGGGCGCCGAGGGCGCCGAGGCGGAGCGGGAGGACGCGAGUAUGCGCAGCCGGAGCACUUCGGCCGCGGAGCUCGACGAGGACGACAUCCGCUGGACGCCUGCGGCGGCGGGCGGUGAGGGGGGCCUGCCGCCGAUGGGCGCGCUUCCCGGGCGAGACUCCCUGGGCUCCAUGGCCGAGGAGGCGCACGGGCUGCUGGACACGAGCUUCGACGCCAUCCGCGACCUGGACGAGCUGAUGGGGAGCGGUGGCGGCGGGACCGACGCCAGCGGCGACGCGACGGCGCUGGGCGCCGCCGCCGGGGGCGACCACGUCACGGUCGUCGUCGACGUCGACGGCGUACGGCAGAGCGGCGUCAGGGAGAGCCGUGGAGCCGACGAAGCGGGCCGAGACGGCGCAGGCACGACGACAGCUGCGGGACCACCAAAGGCUGUGUCUCUGCCGUCUCCGCUCACCCCCGAGACGGUGCGCCGGCGCGUCUACCACGUCAUGGGCGUACCCGGGUCCCCCGUCGGCCCGCAGCUGCCACGUGCGCCGCCGGACGCAGGGACCGGCGCGCACGCAGCGUCCCCGCCCAGCACUGCUGAUGGCGGGGAGCCUGGGGCCCCGCAGCACAGGGUCCAGGACCGCGCAGGCGCUGGGACCGCGUCCGUGCGGUCGCCCGCGCGCGCCGAGGUCGACGCCGUGCUUCUGCGCGUCCUGUCGGGCGCCGGUGCCGCCAAGCCAGCGGCUGCGACGCGGCAACCCUCGACGGAGGCAUCCCGCGCCCCCGUCGCGGAGAUCACCGACGACGAGCUGGCGGCGGUGUCCGACCCGGUCCUUCGCGACCUCGUCGCGCGGGCGAUGGGUCCGCGGCGGGCGACGCAGUUCCUGGCAUCGAACAGGGAGGGCAUCCGCGCCGCUGCGUCGCCAGCGGACCCGACUCCCGCGCACGGCACGGGGCUCGCUGCUGCAGACGAGGCGGGUGCAGGUGCAGCGCACGGCCAGCCCGGCGUUGCGCGCGCGCAGCAACAGCAGCCGCGCUCCGAGGUGACGCGACCCCGCGCAGAAGAUGAGUCGAGGGGGGGCGAAUCCGGAGGUCAAAUUGGUGACCUUUUGCCGCAGCCCGGGUCGUACGGUGCCGCAGCGAGUGCGGUGGGCGACGUCGUCGUCGGCGUCCCCGUCGGCAGCCAGGCGCAGCAGCAACACGGAUUGGCCACAGCGGCACAUCCCAUCGCUGCCAGCGGGGCCUCGCCUAGGUCGUUGCCUGCCCCAGUUCAGGCUGGUCACGAGCGCGUGCUGCGCCAAACGUCGAUGGAAGCGGCGCAGGUGCCCCCGCGCGCCACCACCUCGGUUCCAACGCAGUCAACCGGCGGACCCGAUCCAUCGGGCGUGCAUGUCACUCCCCUCUCGGAGCGCAGCGCGGCACAGCGAGCGACGCAGGGCGGCCAGGCGUCGCCGCCGGCACAACAGCCCCCCCUGACAGAUACCGGCGGACCUGCGGCGCUGCGGGCGUCCCCGUUGGAAGCGCAAGCGCGAUCCACAGCGGGCCCGCUCGCGGCUACAUCUCCGGGGACGCCCGCAGGGGCGGGCGCGCAGCCGACGGCGCGGGGCGUGCCGGGCGCGCAGGACAGCGGUGCGCCGCUACUCUCCGCACACCUGGCGGGUCGCGCGUCCACCAACGAGGCACGCGAGGCCGCCCUCGACGACGCGGCAGAUGUGCAUGCGCCAGCUGGACCGCUCUCUUCCGGGUUCAACCCACCCCCGCCGCGCCAGGAUGCCACCCAACCCUAUGACUCGCUGUCAGACGCACGGAUCGUCGACGGCGUGCCUGUUCCGCUGGCCGGACAGGCCCUGGACGCAGCGGACGCGAGAGCGAGCGCUGGUCCGUCGCCCGCGCGCGGCGGCCCGCGUCCAGCUGUGGAGGCGAGCCCCGGGUCCGCUCUGGACAGCGACGGUGGUGCCGAUGCAGGCCGUGCGCCCCUGGCUGACCUCAACACGUGCACCGUAGCGGACCUUCUCCCUUUCGACCGCGUCGAGGACAAGAUCGCGGAGCGCAUCGUCGCCUCGCAGCCGUACGCGAGCUGGGGCGACCUGGAUGGGCGAGUCAAGGGGGUUGGUCCCCCAGUCAUCACGCAGCUGAAGAACGCCGGGUUCCAGCUGCCUGAAGACGAAGAUGACGACAAGUCGGCUGCGCUGGUGCGUGCUGCACUGCAGCCAGGCAGCACCACGCCGGAUCAGGGCGGCCACGGUGUCGAGUUGCGGAGCGCAGGCAGCUCGUCGCCGGGCGCGCAGGGACUCGCUGCUCGCGAACCGACAGACGCGCUGCCGGGUCUCUGGCCGGCCGCGCAGGGGGAGGCCUUGUCCGUUGACGCCUCGGGGGUCCUCGGGGGCGCGAUGGAGGCGGUGGCUGCGCCGAAAGUGGUCACACCCGUGCAGGGCUACGACGACAUCGCGGGCGACGAGGGACAGGAGGGCCACAUGCUCACCACCGCGGUGCUCAGCCUGAAGGCCGCCGCGAGUCCCGGCGGCACCACCCCUAGAUCCUCAAUCGCUGCUGAGGACGCUGGCGACGCCGAGCAGGCGGAGGCCGGGGGCCACGCAGCAACGAUGACGCCUGGCGACAACGCGGCAGAGGGCUCGCGCGCUGCACGUGUGCUUGCGCCAGGGGCUGCAGGGCAGCACGUGUCUCCCAGCGAGACAGCGCUGUUGCACUCAUCGGAGCAAGCCGUGCGGGGAGGCUUGUCGCAGGCUCUCGCGGCGGGGCCGGGAGAUGUACGCGGAUCGGAUGCCUACGUGGCGGGCAGGUCGACAGCCAGGAGCGUCUUCCAGCGCCUCACGGCGUUCCAGCAUCAGGCGGCAGAUGCUCUGCCAUCAGGCGGGAGCGUCGCCCAGCGCGCAGCCGCCGCCCAGCAGGCAGGCGGCGCUACCACGGCGAGCAAGAUCUCCGGCGCAGCCACGGAGCCGACCACGGGGCUGAAAGUGCCUGUCGACGCGCGAGCCUCCGCCGUGGGGCCUGUACGCAGUGCUGACCAACAGCGAGCCCAGGACGCUUCGUCUCGGCAUCGCCCGCGUGCGGAGAGCCUAUCAACGACGGGCCAGACGCAUCCCCCGGCCCGCGGUGGCGCACAGCAGUCGGCGACGUCGCAGGGCGCUCCAAGCGGCGUCACAGUUACGCUGCCACGCGGCCCAGCGCAUGCGCCCCCGCAGAUCGUGCUGUCGCCGCCGCGCCUGGCGGAGGGCGAUCCAGAUACGCCGAAGCAGAUCCCGACCGGCUCGCUGGAGCGGUUCAUCAGCGACCCUGGCCAGAGCGAGCCAGCAAUGCACCUUGCCAGCAGCCGUUCGCCCUCGGCGCACCGGCGCAGCAGCAUAUCGCCGGCGCAUGGCGUCCGGAAGGGCAGCUUGGCGUCGGCGCGUCGAUCGCUGGGUAGGCAGGCCCGUGGGCGCCAGGACGCCCAGCACCGCGCAGCAGCGUCCGUGCAGGGGCCCGGCGGGGCGCCUCUUUCGGAGGUGAUGGGGUCGAUCCCGGAGAACCGGUCGUACGCUUCGCUGUCGAGCACGGUGGGCGAGCGCCCCUCGAACGUCUCGGGCCCGUCGGUGGCAGCGCCUCCGCCACCCGUCGCGCCGAAGUCGCCAUUCAGGCGCGGCGGCGGGGUCGCGGGGACCGCGGCGGGCGAAGGCGGCGGCGACCAGGACGUGCGCGAGGAGAUAGCGGCGCGCCUCGAGGACGCCGUGCGUCGCGGGCUGAUCAAGGUUGACUCAGGGGGGUUGUACUCCUCCACGGAGGGCGACGUGAGCGGGGAGGGGCACGCGGCGUCCCAGGCCGCGAGGGAGAUCUUGCGAUUCGCGUCGCUCGCGGACGGCCUCGGCGAGGGGCCGCAGCCGGGGGACGAGGAAGCAGAUCCCCAGGCUGCUGCAGUGGUCGCCAGCGGGGUUGCCGGCGACGCCGCAGUGCACACCCCGGAGGCUUCCGGGGGCGGUGGCUACGAUGGGAGCGCGGGCGUCGAGUGGGCUGCGAAGUACGGGGAGGCGUCGGCCGAGCAGGGGGUGUCAUCUUCACCGCCGUUGUCAGGUCUGUCGCCGUUCACGGCCGGCGCCACGCCCGAAUCCGUGACCGGUCCGGGGCAGGGCACGUCAACGACGGCCCCGCGCGCCACCCGCGUCACGCCGGCGUCCGAAGUCGACGCGCCGGGAUGGUCGCUGUCGCCGACGCAACCGGCCCGCCGCGUGGCCAGCGUCGGAGCCGGGUUCCGCGGGGACGCGCUGCAGGCGGCGCGCGCGGCAGAGGAAGAAGCCGCCGCGUCGGGUUGGAAGUUCGUCCCGCCGGCGGACGUCCACGACGCGGACGAGCAGGCCUCGCGCGCCUCGCACACCUCCGCCGGCGUCCUGGACGAGGCCGGUCUGCGCGCGGUGGGGGACUCCUGGACGGGCCACGCGUCGGUGUUGCUCACGCAGGGCAGCACGGGCGACGGCGCGCUGCAGUUCCUCGGGGAGCACCCCCCUGACAGCGGGUGGCGGGGGUCUGCGCCGGGGACGCCUUGGCAGGGCGGGACGUACGAGAGCGGGGCGUACGCGAACGCCACGUCGUCACCGACGCACGUGUCGCCGAAGGCGCGCCACACCGUGCCGGACGUGCACUUGGGCCGUGCGAGCGAAGAGGCGGAGCCUGGCUCCGGCGCAGGCGGCGGGAGCCCUCAGAGCGGCGCCGCGUUCCCCGCGGUCGCAGUGGUGCCACCGGAGGGCGCAGACGCCCUGCAUGGCCACCUGGCGUCGGACGGCGACGACGACAGCGAGGACGGCGUUCCCGGGGGGGACUCUGUCACCGGGGCAGUCCCCCCCACUGCGGAGGGCGUCCAGCGGCUCAUCGAGAACGUGGACGCCGAGCAGCUGUCGGCGCUCGUGGACGCCGUGGAGCGCAGCAACCGGCAGCGCGGCCGCGGACCGCGCGCCCCCGGGGAGGGGGAGUCAGCGCUGGACAAGCUCCUGUCAUCCAUCAAGGCGGCGGAGGCGCGGGAGGCCGCGGGGCUGCCGUCCGGGCUGCGCAUCGCCGCGAAGAAGAGCGCCGCGGAGGAGCCCGCGGACGAGGAGCUGCCGCAGCGCGAGUCGUCGCGCGAAGGCAGCAGCAGCGCCACGGCAUCCGUGCACAGGCCGAAGAAACUCCCCGCGGGCGCCGUGCCGGCCAUUGCGGGCUUCGACCCGGCUGGCAGCCGCGCGGUGGCCGCCGAGGGCGCUGCGCGCGCGCUGCAGCGGUGGAUCGGUGCCGGGAACGCGGAGGGUGUGCUGCAGGGUGGGGGGACUGUGGAGGCCUCCACGUCGACCCCCCCGGAGUCGUCAUCCCCCGUCGUGCUCCGCGUCCAGGUGUCGCCCGGCGGCACGCGGCGCGAGAUCGCGCUGUCGGCCGCGGACGGGGAGUCCGUGGAGAUACCCCCCACACCCCCCACCCCGCGGUCCGACGUGGGCGUCGGCAGCGACAUGGACGGCGUCGACGGCGCGCAGGAGGCAAGCGGAGACGCGGCGGGCGGCGCCGAGAAGCUCACGCCGUCGCGGAGGGAGGCCUGCGAGGAGCCGCCCUUCGCAGGCUUUCUGUUCGAGUCGCCGGAGAAGAAGGCGCGGCUGGCGGGGGCGGGAGAGACGGUCGCGGGGCACAGCAAGCCCGCCGCGCUGCCCAAGGGUGCGCCGCCCGCCCCGCCGCCGCUGCCGGGCGCGGCCGAGAAGAGGGCGCCACCGCCGGCGCCACCCCCCCCGGGGACACCCAAGACCCCCCCGCCGCCGCCGCGGCGGCCGCCUCCCGCGCCGGCGCCGCCCCGGCUCGGCGUGCAGUCCGCGGGGAAGCAGGCGGGUCUGCAGCGGCAGGCGUCGCGCAGGAAGGCUUUGCGGCUGAAGCAGCUGCACUGGUCCAAGGUGCCUGCCCGGGAGGGCACGGUGUGGGCGAAGCUGCAGCAGCUGUCCGGCGACGACCUCACGAUGGACUGGAACGACCUGGAGGACAUGUUCGCCAUCCAGGAGAACCUCGCGGCGCGCCGCAUGGCCGAGCAGGCCAGGGAGGCGGGCGACGACGUCGUGGCCAUCUUGGGGCCGAAGCGCGCGCACAUGUUGUCGAUCCAGCUGCAGGGCAUCAAGCGGCCGAUCAACCAGGUCCUCGCGGGCAUCAUCGCGUGCGACGUGCGGUCCUUCCUGCCCGACGAGAUUGCCACGCUGCGCGAAGCGCUGCCGGAGCCCGCUGAGCGGCGCGACCUGGAGGACUACGUGCGCGGGCGGCACCACAAGUACAAGGGGAAGAGCGACGUGUCCGUGCUCGUGCCCGCGGAGGCCUACUUUGUGCGGAUCCUGCCGCUCCCGCGGCUCUCGGGCCGCCUGGGCGCCAUGCACGCGGCCGUGCAGUGGGACUCGAUCGUGCUCAAGGCCCGCGACAACCUCAUGGCGGUCCAGCGGGGCACCGAGUGCGCGCGCGAGUGCCGCUCCCUGCACGUCAUCCUCGGCGCCGUCCUCAAGGUCGGCAACCGCCUGAACGCGGAGACCCCGCGCGGAGACGCCAGCGGGUUCCGCAUCACAUACCUGUCGCAGCUGGGGGACAUCAAGGCUCACGACCAGCGCACGUCGAUCCUCCACUUCAUCGUCCGGGAGCUCCUCCGCGGCCCGGAGUGCUCCUCCGUGCAGAGGGUGUGCGACGAGGUCGCGCCGAUCACGCAGGCGGCGCACGUCGACUUGGCGGGGACGCGCGGGCUCAUCGAGGAGCUGGCGAUGCACCACGCGCAGGUGUCGUCGGAGAUCAUCGAGGCGACGAAGCUCGCGAACUCCGAGAAGCAGGAGCCGCUGUCCACGACGGACGAGCACCUGUGCACGGUGGCGCUGCUCAGCCGCCGGCAGGUCGCGGCGACGCACCACAGCUUCCUGCACGCGAUGCUGCCGUUCUGCGCCGCCGCCGAGGACGGCCUGCGCGCCCUCCGCACCACCGAGGCCACGAUGAACGACGGCCUGCGGGAGGCGAGUGUCUUCUUUGGGGACGAGCACGACGUGAAGAACCCGCAGCGGGUGCUGUGCGUGCUGAGCGACUUCUUCAAGCUGUUCAGACGCACGCUGACCGACAUCAAGAAGCAGGAGACGGAGAGGGCCGAGGCGGAGGCGCGCCUUCGCGGGCCGUCGUGGUCGCAGACCAACACCCCCCGCCACACCCCCCCCGGCACCCCCCCGCGGUCCCCGUCCCCCGACGCCCGCCGCGGACGCGCGUCGUCCACCAACACGGGCGUCCCACCGCGCGCAGUGGCGCCGGGUAUCAAGGACAAGGUUGCGCAGGCGCAGGUGCCGACGUCGGCAGCAGGGACGCCGCGCGCCACGCGCGAGCGCCGGACGGCCACGCAGCACACCCCGAACCUGCUGGACUCGGUCGUGCUGCGGCCAGAGGACGCCGGAGCGUCGCUGCGUAGCGUGUCGAACCCGGAGUUGGGCGAGUCGCUCGGGGGCGGCACCGUGGCCAUGAGCCUCGGGGAGCGCUUCGAGAACGUCGACGUGCUCACGGCGGCCGAGGAGCUCGUCCGCAAGGUCUCCGGCGGCCUCGCAUCGGCGCUCAGCGACCCGGGGGGGCUCACAGCAGCCAUGCAGCAGAGCGCUGCCGCCCAGCCUCCUCAGACGCAGACGAAGUCCCCACCGCCGGCAUCGCCGCCCGCCCGCGCUGGCCACAGGUCUAUCCCACCAGCGCCACCGCUGCCCGCCAGCGCCGGCCACAGGUCCCCCCCACCAGCGCCACCGCUGCCCGCCAGCGCCAGCCACAGGUCCCCCCCACCAGCGCCACCGCUGCCCGUCAGCGCCAGCCACAGGUCCCCCCCACCCGUGCGCGUGCCCCCGCCCCCACCGCCAAUCCCGGAGGGAUUGCGGUAA
Messenger RNA from Pedinophyceae sp. YPF-701, 10845 nucleotides. Lineage: Eukaryota; Viridiplantae; Chlorophyta; Pedinophyceae. The record is from the annotation of a GenBank genome assembly.